ACAACAUUCUGGCAAGUUUGUGGAUUUUGCGUUACCCUUGUUAGUGUUUUUGGUUCUGCACUUUAGUUGACACAAUCAUCAAAUUCAUUAUCUUGUUUGAUCUUAAAGAUGGAUACGGAUUUAUAUGAUGAAUUCGGGAAUUACAUCGGGCCUGAUCUUUUGUCUGACGAAGAGGUGGAGGACGAUGUAAAUAGUGUUGAUGAUGAAGGUGCCGAGGAGGAAGAUAUGGCUCAGGAUGCUGUUAAUCACAUCGAAACAAAUGAUGUACAAGAAGAAAGUUUGGCUGUUAUUCUUCAUGAGGAUAAAAAGUAUUAUCCAAGUGCACUAGAAGUUUAUGGUCCCGAGGUUGAAACCUUAGUACAGGAAGAAGAUGCUCAGCCGUUGACACAACCAUUAAUAGAACCAGUUCGACGCAAAAAGUUUGCUUACACGGAAGCAUCGAUUCCAACAACAACGUACGACCCUGAAUUCUUGGCUGACCUUAUGGAUUGUCCGGAAUUGAUUCGCAACGUUGUUCUUUGUGGACAUUUGCAUCAUGGCAAAACUUCCUUUAUGGACUGUUUGAUAGAACUUACUCACCCUGAUAUUGAAGCGAAAGAAGACAAAAAUCUCAGGUAUACUGAUUUCUUGCACAUGGAGGUAGAAAGAGGACUGAGUAUAAAAUCUACUCCAGUUUCCUUGGUGCUGCGCAGCAUGCAAGAAAAGUCGUAUCUGUUUAACAUCUUUGAUACACCAGGUCACGUCAAUUUCUCUGAUGAAGUAACUGCUGCUUUCCGACUCGCCGAUGGAAUCUGUCUGUUAGUGGACGUCAGCGAAGGUGUACUUUUAAACACCGAACGUAUUCUUAAACAUGCUCUACAAGAACGACUACCGGUAACACUGUGCAUCAACAAAAUAGAUCGUCUCAUAAUCGAACUAAAGUUGCCACCAAUGGAUGCGUAUUACAAAAUCAAGCACAUAAUUGAUGAAGUAAAUUCAAUUCUUCUGACUUAUUCUGAAGGUGCAGGUAUUACAGAUGAUACACAACCUGUUGUCAGCCCAUUAUUGGGAAAUGUAUGCUUCGCAAGUACUUAUUACCGAUUCUGCUUUACUUUGGAAUCAUUUGCGAGAAUAUAUAUGGAUACAUUUUCCAACGGUAUGGAUCACAAAGAAUUCGCUGGACGUUUAUGGGGUGAUAUAUAUUUUAAUUCUAAAACAAGAAGAUUUCAAAAACGGCCACCUUCUGCAAAUUCACAACGAACAUUUGUGGAUUUUAUUCUCGAACCUUUAUACAAGAUUUUCGCUCAAACUGUUGGCGAUGUUGAUACUUGCUUGCCGUCAUUGUGUUCAGAGUUGGGUAUCUAUUUAACGAAAUCUGAAAUGAAACUGAACAUACGCCCACUUUUGCGUUUGAUAUUUAGACGAUUCUUUGGCGAUUUCUCUGGAUUUGUGAAUAUGUGUGCCGAACAUAUACCAAGUCCAUCUAACUCAGCCGCAACUAAAGUGGGAUCAACGUAUACUGGCACACUAGAUAAUGAUCUCGGACGUGCUAUGAUAAAAUGCAAUAUGAAUUACGAACACGUAAUGGUUCAUACUACCAAACUCUAUCCUGAUCAAGAAGCUAUCUCUUUUCAUGUUUUUGGACGUGUUUUGUGUGGUACCUUAUUUGCUGGUCAAACCGUCCGUGUUUUAGGCGAGAACUACACACUUUCUGACGAAGAAGAUUCUCGACCAGCUACAGUUGGCCGUCUGUGGGUAUCUGUCGCGCGUUACCAGCUGGAGGUCAAUCGGGUACCAGCGGGUAAUUGGGUGUUGAUUGAGGGUGUCGACCAUCCUAUUGUGAAAACAGCUACAAUAACAUCAGCGGAUGCCCGUGGAGCAUAUAUAUUCAGACCCUUAAAUUUCAAUACUUCUUCGGUUGUUAAGAUUGCUGUGGAACCUGCUAAUCCUUCUGAGUUACCUAAAUUGUUGGAUGGUCUUAGAAAAGUUAAUAAAAGUUAUCCUCUCCUCGCCACCAAGGUUGAAGAAUCGGGUGAACGUGUCAUUCGUGGUACUGGCGAAUUGUAUUUAGAUUGUGUUAUGCACGAUCUGCGCAAGCUCUACUCUGAUAUCGAUGUGAAAGUUGCUGACCCUGUUGUAGCAUUUUGCGAAACAGUUGUGGAAACUUCCUCUUUGAAGUGCUUUGCUGAAACACCAAAUAAGAAAAAUAAGUUAACUAUGAUCGCUGAGCCACUCGAUAAGGGUUUAGCUGAGGACAUAGAGAAUAAGGUUGUGCAAAUCACUUGGCCAAAAAAGCGACUCGGAGACUUUUUCCAGAAAAAGUAUGACUGGGAUUUGCUUGCCUCCAGGUAAGUAGACUUGUUAAAUUUUGUUAUGUAUAAUAUGUUCAUUAAAUAUUAUUACCGCUGUUAUCAUAACGAAUUCUUAUUUCGUAUAUAAGUGUCAUUGAUUAUCAUGAUGAAUUUAAUUGAGAAUUUUGUUGAGUUAAAGACUCAUUUUAACUCAACACAUCAUGAGUUCUGGUUGUAUUUGUAGAGUGAUAUUUACUUUCCAUAUUUCUUUAACUCUUAUGAAGAAUACCUUCUAGUGUGAACAUAUGAUCCCCCAACCAACGGUGAUCAGGUAGUUCUACCUCUUAUUUUAAUUAACUGAAGACAUUCCCUAUCCCACUCUCAUAUUUAUCUGAACAAAUUAACCUCACGUAACACACACCGUAGUGACUUGUGUUAGCCAAAUUGUAAAUAGAGAACUUGGUCAUUUGUGUAUAUAUUAUUAUUAUUACUGCGUCUUGUCCAACAGAUCUAUCUGGGCUUUUGGGCCAGACGCUACUGGUCCGAAUAUACUAAUGGAUGAUACAUUACCGUCUGAAGUUGAUAAGAAUUUACUACUUACUGUCAAAGAUUAUAUCGUACAGGUAAGUUACAGCUCCAAAUUAUUAUGCUUCUAUAGUUAUGUAUUAUUUUGUUCAUAUUAAAUACUAAAAACGGAUAACUAUUUAUUGUUUAUCUGUGAUAAAUAUUUAUGAAUGAUUUCUAUGAAUGCAACGUAUUCGUGUUUUAACAUAACGUUUUAUCAAUAUACAUUGACUAAGUAUGUUUUCAUUCCAUACUAUAUAGGGUUUCCAAUGGGGUACACGUGAAGGACCACUUUGUGACGAACCGAUUCGCAAUGUGAAAUUUAAAAUAUUGGAUGCUCUGAUUUCUGGCGAAGCACACCAACGGGGUUCUGGACAAAUAAUUCCUACAGCUCGUCGAGUUGCCUAUUCUGCUUUCCUCAUGGCCACACCUCGCUUGAUGGAACCUUAUUAUUUAGUUGAGGUCCAGGCGCCUGCGGAUUGUGUUUCAGCGGUAUAUACAGUUCUUGCUCGUCGUCGUGGUCAUGUAACACAUGAUGCUCCUAUAUCUGGAUCUCCUUUAUAUGUUAUCCGUGCAUUUGUACCCGUCAUUGACUCAUUUGGAUUCGAGACAGAUCUUCGAACUCAUUCUCAAGGACAGGCAUUUUGUAUGCUUGUUUUUAAUCACUGGCAAAUGGUUCCAGGAGAUCCUCUCGAUCGUUCAAUUCAAAUACAGCCUUUGGUCCCACAGCCUGCUACUCAUUUGGCUCGAGAGUUUAUGGUUAAAACUCGUAGAAGAAAGGGUUUGAAUGAAGAUGUCAGUAUCAACAAAUUCUUUGAUGAUCCUAUGUUGCUAGAACUAGCCAAACAAGACGUUAUGCUGAACUAUGCACUAUAAAUUUGUACAUUUACUGUAUUUUUUAAGAAAAUAAAUAAUUGAAAUAAUAACCAGCCACAUAUU
Molecule: messenger RNA, 3773 nt
Organism: Schistosoma rodhaini
Lineage: Eukaryota; Metazoa; Platyhelminthes; Trematoda; Strigeidida; Schistosomatidae
Source: the annotation of a GenBank genome assembly